ACUAGAAAUGCUAAUACCUGCAUUUCUCUUCUUUCCCAGUGGCUUUGAUGAUGAAACUUUGAAACUGCGGCAACUGAAAUUGGAGAACCAGAGAACACUUCUAGAAAAGAAGCAGAGGAAGAAGCGCCUGGAGCCCUUGAUGGUGCAGCCAAACCCCGAAGCAAAGCUGCACAGGUCCAAGCCUCGAGGGUCUGAGGAGCAGACCCCCUUAGUGGGGUCCCCUGCCCCUGCCCUCAACAAUGUUGUCCUGCAUGGCAUUGAUGGCCCGGCUAUCUCUUUGACACCAGAGGCAUCAGGCUGGGCUACAAAACAGCAGGUAAUUUCAGUUGGAUCAUCCACAGCAGAAGAUAAUGCCAAGCCAGGAGACAGAGAGGAAGCUUCAGCAGAUGCAUCUCCCAAGAUGAAUCUACAAGACAUGCUACAGAAACGAGGUAUCUCCGGGAGUAUGAAUUUUGAUGAAGAGGACACAGAUGAGGAGGGAGAAGCCAGGAAGCCAUCAGGACCGCCUUCACCUUGCUCCGAACUGGAGAGGCCACGUUCUGCCAUCAGUGAAAAAUCGGCAGCAGAAUUGGGUGCUUCCUCUGUUGUGCCACCUCAGACAGAUGCACAGCUGGGAGAAAUUGAAAACCUGGAGGAGUUCGUCCUGCGACCCGCACCUCGUGGCAUUACUGCCAAGUGUCGGAUCACAAGAGAUAAGAAGGGGAUGGACCGGGGCCUCUUUCCUACUUACUACAUGCACCUGGAACGGGAUGAAAACAGAAAAAUAUUCCUUCUUGCAGGGAGAAAAAGGAAAAAGAGCAAAACAUCAAAUUACCUAAUUUCAAUUGAUCCAACAGAUUUAUCCAGGGAAGGGGAAAGCUUUAUUGGCAAACUCAGAUCAAAUCUUAUGGGGACUAAAUUUACUGUCUACGAUCAUGGAAUUAAUCCAGUGAAAGCACAGGGGCUUGUGGAAAAAGCCCACACCCGGCAGGAAUUGGCUGCUGUUUGUUAUGAAACCAAUGUAUUAGGAUUCAAGGGACCCAGGAAAAUGUCAGUCAUUAUUCCAGGAAUGAAUCUAAAUCACCAGCGGAUUCCAAUCAGGCCACGAAAUGAACUUGAGAGUUUGUUGUCAAAAUGGCAAAAUAAAAGCCUAGACAACCUGAUUGAGCUACACAACAAGGCUCCUGUGUGGAAUGAUGACACCCAGUCUUAUGUCUUGAACUUCCACGGGAGAGUCACCCAGGCCUCGGUGAAGAACUUCCAGAUUGUUCAUGACAAUGACCCGGACUAUAUUGUGAUGCAGUUUGGCCGCGUCGCUGAAGAUGUGUUCACUUUGGAUUUUAACUAUCCCCUGUGUGCCCUUCAGGCUUUUGCCAUAGGACUCUCCAGCUUCGACAGCAAGCUGGCGUGUGAAUGA
Euleptes europaea (tarantolino) is the source of this 1396-nucleotide messenger RNA. It is a transcript of the gene TULP3, whose product is annotated as TUB like protein 3. The record is from RefSeq and is a predicted model, not a curated record. The transcript is spliced from 10 exons. Gene Ontology annotation, cellular component: cilium. Gene Ontology annotation, biological process: protein localization to cilium. The coding region runs from base 8 to 1396 and encodes 462 amino acids. Lineage: Eukaryota; Metazoa; Chordata; Lepidosauria; Squamata; Sphaerodactylidae.